Peniophora sp. CBMAI 1063 is the source of this 399-nucleotide messenger RNA. The record is from the annotation of a GenBank genome assembly. Lineage: Eukaryota; Fungi; Basidiomycota; Agaricomycetes; Russulales; Peniophoraceae.
AUGAGCGCGACGAGCGGGGUAGUGCUCCUUAGUGCCGCCGAGCAGCGCCGGUUGCAGCGCGAUAAUGCACAACUUCAGCACUCGAAAAACGUCCUCAAGCGGGAUAUGAAGUCGAUGAAGGAAGAACACGAGGCCUUCGUACGGAGACUCAUUCGCAUCGGACGUGAAGAACAUCAUGCAGUGAUGGUGCAGGCAGAGAGUGAUGUCGCGCGGAUCACGGAUGAGCAUGAGGAGCUAGUGGAACAGCUGAGAGCGGAACUUCGAGAGGAGCGGAUGGCUCGGGAGCGUCAGCAACGCGAGAAUGAACGCCUGCGUGCGACCGAAGAGCGGAUGAAAAAAGAAUUGAACCAGCUCAAAUCAUCCAAAGCUACUCGCCGCAGCGGCACCGCUGCCUCUUGA